GGCGUGCGUUGCAGCGGUGGCGCUGGAGAGUGCACGGAGAGACAGAGACAGAGGAGAGAGCACGGAGAGAGAGAGAGAGAGGAGAGAGAGCAGCACAACAAAGAGAGAGAGGCGGGGAGAGUGGAGCACACACACACAGAGCUACUACACACGCAGCGAGAGAGAGGGAGAGACGCACACGCACACAGCGAAGAGACGUGAUGCUGUAGACACAGUCGCCUGACCGGUGACCUGGAGAGACGCUCUUCGCCGAGAGGAUUCGAAGACGGGAAGGGAGACGGAGAGCGAGCAGGGGAGAAAGAACAGCAAGGAGAGAGUUAGAGGGAGGUGAGCGGCUGUGGCUGGAAGAAGAGGAGGACGGAUGAGGGAGGGAGGGAGGGAGGCUGGAUGCGUGAAGAAAACAAAUAUGGCUUCGUGAGCAAGGCAGUAACUGUGGCAAGACGCGACCCGGCUCACAGUGGAAGAGAACUCGAGAAUCGCGGUUUUGAUUUUAAUUGAAGGAGACAAACGUCUGCAAGGAAUCCAUCACCACCACCACCACCCCCAUCAUCAUCAUCGCCGUCACCAUUCGGGAUGCAAUCAAAGGCAGCCUCCAGUUCUCGCCGUUGCCUUUCCAUCGCGAUGUACCGAGUAUAGAAAAUAUACGGAAUGCUAUGAAGCGUUGGUGUAUUAUUUAUUGUUUUAUAAAAGCAUAGGUGAAAUAUUGAAGACAUCGCUUUUGAAGGUUGCCCCCCCCCCCCCGGGUGCGGGCCUCAGCCUUCGUUCUCGCCUAGAAGCCCCCGCCGCCUUCGGCUUCGCGUUCCCCGCAGACGCUGCCGACCCCGGCAGUCAAGACACCGCGGAGUCGGACCCGACUUCUUCUCGCCGUAGGCUUUAUCAGGCCGGCGACGUCUUUUUUUUGCAAUCGUCUCCGCAGUCGCAGGCUCAGUCUCUCUCGAGCGGUUGUCUUUGUCGUAGUUACGACGAAGAUAGAGAGAGAAAGAGAGAGACGAGAACGUACGCCGGGCUUACCACCGCCCCUUGCCUGAGCACCCUGCGGGCCAGUGCGCGCCUCUGUCGGAGGCGGCGUCAGGCUGCAAGGGGGUCGGGGUGGACGGGUCAGGCCUCUACUGCCUUCGCUAAUCGCCAUGUUGCGAGACAUCUAUUAAUGUUAUAGUAAAGCCGUCAAUAUAUACGGUCUCUAUAACGCUAACAUCGCUAGCUGAUAGGUGUCCGUCUUCAUUAUCUCGACGCUACACUGCCCAAGCAAAAACGUCUAAAUGCGAUAGCAACGAACGGAGGAGCUUAGCUGGGGUUGAGUUCCGUGUGCGGUCAAGACGUCGUCGUUUUCAACUCGAUCUUCUAAUCAACAGGAGCAGUAGGACUGCCGCAUUCUUAAUUUAUUGAUGUAUAAGCGAAGCCGAGCGGCAUGGUUGCGUAAAGUUUGCGAGGGACUUCUGUCCGUCGUGGUGGUGGCGGCGUCGGUGGAAAUCGCGAGCGCGGAUUCCUCGCGACUCGAGACCAUCGCGAUGACGGAGCAGACGUACUCGUGGGCAUAUUCGUUGGUGGACUCCAGCCAGGUGUCCACCUUCCUCAUCUCCAUCCUGCUCAUCGUCUACGGGAGCUUCCGGUCCCUAAACAUGGAUGAGCCAGGCCCCGGAGAGAAGGACAAGGAGGGCGGCGGUCACUCUCCCAACUGCACGGGGGCUUCGAGCACCAACAACAGUACGCAGCGCAUCCAGACAAUAGACUCGACGCAGGCGCUCUUCCUGCCCAUCGGCGCCUCCGUGUCGCUGCUCGUCAUGUUCUUCUUCUUCGACUCGGUGCAGGUCGUCUUCACCAUCUGCACCGCGGUGCUCGCGACCAUCGCGUUCGCGUUCCUGCUGCUGCCCAUGUGCCAGUACCUGACGCGGCCCUGCUCCACCCAGAACAAGAUCUCGUUUGGCUGCUGCGGUCGCUUCACAACGGCCGAGCUGCUCUCGUUCUCGCUCUCCAUCGCCCUCGUCCUCAUCUGGGUGCUCACCGGACACUGGUUGCUCAUGGACGCACUAGCGAUGGGCCUGUGUGUCGCGAUGAUCGCGUUCGUGCGACUGCCCAGCCUCAAGGUGUCCUGCCUGCUGCUCUCCGGCCUGCUCAUCUACGACGUCUUCUGGGUGUUCUUCUCCGCGUACAUCUUCAGCAGCAACGUGAUGGUGAAGGUGGCCACGCAGCCGGCCGACAACCCUAUCGACGUGCUGUCGCGCAAGCUGCACUUCCCGCAGGGGGGGCGCGACGGCCCCCGCCUCUCGCUGCCCGGGAAGCUCGUCUUCCCCAGUUCGAGUGGAAGCCACUUCUCCAUGUUGGGCAUCGGCGACAUCGUGAUGCCCGGUCUGCUGCUAUGCUUCGUGCUGCGCUACGACAACUACAAGAAGCAGGCGAACGGCGUGGACCCAGACGCAGCGUUCCCCAGCCGCAUGCAGCGCGUCUCCUACUUCCACUGCACCCUCAUCGGAUACUUCAUCGGUCUUCUGACGGCCACCAUCGCGUCCCGCAUCCACCGGGCCGCCCAGCCUGCACUGCUCUACCUGGUGCCCUUCACGCUGCUGCCGCUGCUCACGAUGGCCUAUCUCAAGGGCGACUUGCGACGCAUGUGGUCCGAGCCCUUCCAAGCCAAGAACGGCGGCUCCAAGUUUCUCGACGUAUGAUGGGAGCUGCGUUACCCCGUCCCGGAAUGCUGCCAGCGCCGGCCAUCGCCCUGCCCAACCCGGAGCCCCCGAACGUCAGCACGCACACAGCGCCAAGGCCUGGACUGUCUCCCCUCCAGCAGUGCCCGACCGCUAGCCUGACCGCUAGCCCGACCGCUAGCCCGACCGCUAGCCCGACCGCUAGCCCGACCGCUAGCCCCAUACACCUCGGGCCGGUGGCAUUGGUCAAGAAAGUCGUGCUGAAUUUAUUUGUCCACUUACUCCGCCACACCCACAAUGCCCAACCCAAACCUCGAGCUCCUUCGGACCAUAACUGACGUGCACAACCCAUUGGUUUGGAAGUUCUGUUUAGUUACGUUUUCCAGUUUAUUUUGUACCGUUUGUAUUUCCUUCCACCAGUCGUUUUUUUUAAUCGUUUCUAUUUAUUGCUUCGUUGUUAUUUUUUUUUUCACGCGAAAUAAGAUUGAAAAAAGGGACCCCACUUUGACCGACGCCCCCCCCCUGCCCCUGUCCGGGCACCGUCGAUCACGGAGCGUUCGUGGCCACCCUUGUGGCUUCUCCAAUUCGACCCGCCACUGCACCGUCGCAUGCACGGCGCCGUCUGUGUGUCACACAAGCCCCCAGCCGUUGUGAAGUUCAGGGUUCGUCGUUUGUGUGUUUUGGUUUGGGUCAUGGGGAGGAAGGGUGGUGGUGGUGGUGAGCGAUGUAGGGGCUAGGUUGUUACUGCUUUUUUUGUUGUUUUUAAAACAAGACUGACUUCUGAUCGUUGCUGUGCACGCGAGCCGUGGAUGAUGCGCGAGAUCCCCCGUUGCUCGUUUAGAAGGAGGAGCGAUCGGAGCCCUGGCGACCGAUGCCUCAGGUUGAUUCCCCCGCAUCCCCCACAUGCCCCCCUAUACCCCGCAACACCCCCCCCCCCCCAGGCCCCUUGCCCACUGGGACUCAUGAUCAGUGGCGGCAGUAGCAGUAACAGCUGUCACCACUGUCCCCUAGCGGCAAGACAUCCGCACUCUAUGUUUACAAUGAACACGAGAUGAGUGGCCACCGGUCUGCGUCUACCCUUCUGGGGGGGGGGGGUAGGGGAGGACCCCCCUCCCUCUUCUGUCAUCUGACCCCGUAACCCUGGAACGCAUCUUAACCCACCGCGAGAUCCGAAGCGUGACUUCUUAACGCGGAGCGGGAGGGGCGUUUUUUUACGAACGUCUUUUACAGGUUUUGUAGUUUUGUCGUUCCAUUGUUUGUGUCGUCACCGUUGUCAUCAUCGUCGUCGUCGUCUUUUGAGUUGAUUCCCGCCCCUCUAACUACGGUGUACGCUGCUGUGUGCAGCGGCAGUGGAGCGAGAGGGGUCAGAGGUCGUACAGAAGUUGGGGUGAUGGGGGUGGGGAAGAGGUCGCUCAUUGCCAUCGAACCACUGUCGUCCCCCGGCCACCUCACCAGGGCGUCUGGUGGCCACGUGGCCCGUCUAUUUAAAUGGCCUCUUGUCAUUGCUACGAAUAUUGUUGUUAUUAAUAAGUAUAUAUAAUCAACUACUGUACAUUGAAUCCACGGCACUGCCAGUGGCUGCUUGCGGUGUGUAAUGCAGUGCCAAAGGUGACUAAAUAAAGCAAAUUAAUUUGCGGCAGGGGUGGAGUUGGGUGUCUGGGGCGUGUAAAAUGACGUUCUCGGUCAGUUGACUCGUUGCGUUUUAAUUAAAAUGUUCUCUGGCGGCUCGGCCGUUGGCGAACCGUCGAGACUCGCAGACCUCCAUCUCGGCAAGAACGCGUGCACAGACGAGAAAGCGAUGCACAGACGAGAAAGCGAUGCAGAAAGGUGCGGUGAACGUCGAAAGCCUCUGCUGUCGUCACCCGUGUAGUCAUCUUGACGACACCAGCGUAGCAGCCCAUGGUGCCAGACGCUGGUGCUGCGGAAGUACAAAAUUCGCUUGAACUUUUUAUUUUUGAACUUUGCACGUGGUGUGCGCGUGCAUGCGUGUGACGAGUCCGACGCGUGCACGUACGGCGUGCGGUUCCAGUGGGGUUGGGAGGGGAGGAUGGUUUGUGUUGCUUCUUGCGCCAAACCAAGUCGCCCCCUUCUUGAUCUUCCCAGCCUUCCAGCCGUGCUGCUCUGCUUCAUUGCGAGCCCACGUUCGGACACUUCGUCCAUCGCAGCUUCUCACCGAGAGCACGUUUGAAGGCGUGUACGGAUUACGUCGGUAAGAGGCUAACCCGCGUUUAAAAAAAAAAUCGUACGAGGACAGCUGGAGCUUGCCCUGGCUCGGAUGCUUAACGCCGACCUCUGCUCAGCCGCUAAGCGGAACGAGUAAUGCGUUUUGCCGUCCUGAGCAAGGUUGACAACUUCACCCUCUUAUAACCCACGUGACUUGACCUCGAUCAAGGUGUGCGGUGA
Molecule: messenger RNA, 5045 nt
Organism: Lethenteron reissneri (Far Eastern brook lamprey)
Lineage: Eukaryota; Metazoa; Chordata; Hyperoartia; Petromyzontiformes; Petromyzontidae
Gene: SPPL3
Product: signal peptide peptidase like 3
Biological process (GO): membrane protein proteolysis
Cellular component (GO): lumenal side of endoplasmic reticulum membrane; cytoplasmic side of endoplasmic reticulum membrane; Golgi-associated vesicle membrane
Molecular function (GO): aspartic endopeptidase activity, intramembrane cleaving
Source: RefSeq, a predicted model, not a curated record